Phalaenopsis equestris is the source of this 2008-nucleotide messenger RNA. RefSeq names its product F-box protein At1g70590. The transcript is spliced from 6 exons. Lineage: Eukaryota; Viridiplantae; Streptophyta; Magnoliopsida; Asparagales; Orchidaceae. Gene Ontology annotation, molecular function: protein binding. Bases 1 to 1578 code for a protein of 525 amino acids. The record is from RefSeq and is a predicted model, not a curated record.
AUGGUAGCCGACUUACAUCAAUAUGGCAAUUGGAAUGAAGACUUGCUACUUCAAUCCUUUGGGGAGGAUCUUAAACACAGAAUCAUGGCAAUCCCAUGCAACAAAAACACUAAUGAGGAUAUGAUGGAAUUACUCGCCUCGAGAUCGGGAUACACUAUUACGUUCUUUACUUAUAUGGCUCAGUUUGAGGGAUCUGUACCCACCAAUGUCUGGCUGCACAAUUAUGACAUUGGAGAGCAGACUGAAUGCCCUUGGGGUUGCAUGCAAGCUGAAGAUAUAACCCAUAUCACCUCCAAUUGUGAGAUCAUGAUGGUCGGGAUUAUGUCAUUCUUUGGUAAUUGGGAGGACACUCUUCGUGCUCUUUCUUCUUCUGAUGGGGAAGGUUUAGCUCAUGCCCUUAUUUUUUGUAACUUGAUUCACCAAUGUUGGCGAGCUUGUAAUGCUAAAAAACAUGGGAAGCCUUUCGGUACACCCACUGUUAUUGCUGCCCUUGGGGCUUUCUCAUUUCCUUACCGUCAUCCAAUUCAGGAGCAAUGGACACCUCAGCUCUCAAGGCUGUCUUCUAACUCGCAUUGGUGCCACCCUUCCGGUUGGUUGAAGAUUUUUAAGAAGAAUCCCGAAAACCCUAAUCCCUCUCUUCCCGCCUUCUCUGUUCCCCAUCAGCGAGGCAGAAGAGAAAGUGCGAACCUUCCUUUUAAAAUCCCUCCUCCUCCUCAAUAUAGUGGCAAAUUCGCUGACUUGCCCUUCGAUGUAAUGGCCCGAAUUGCGGCGGCGUUCGAUAUCCCUGAGCUUUGGGCGGCUAGCACGGUGUGUAGGUCGUGGAGAGAGGCUCUUAGGCCUCUAAGGGAGGCGAUGGUGCUUCUGAGAUGGGGAAAACGGUUUAAGCAUGGUCGCGGGGUACGAUCCGAUGCUAAACGGGCGCUGGAGUCUUUCCUGAAAGGGGCUGAGAGGGGAUCAGCUGCUGCGAUGGUUGAUGCGGGGCUAAUGUAUUGGGAGAUGGGUCGGAAGGAGGAAGGCAAGAGCUUGUAUGCUAGGGCUGCCGAGCUAGGGCAUCCUGCGGGACAGUGCAAUCUUGGAAUCUGCUUCUUGGAAGCUGAUCCAGCUGAACCGGAGGAGGCUGUAAAAUGGUUCUUUCGGGCAGCUGAGUUAGGAAAUGCCCGUGCUCAAUACAGCUUGGCCCUUUGCCUACACAAGGGUCGUGGAGUUAAACGUAAUUUACAGGAAGCUGCGAGGUGGUAUCUAAGAGCUGCUGAAGGUGGCAAUAUACGUGCUAUGUACAAUGCCUCUCUAUGUUAUGCUACUGGCAAAGGAUUCGCACGGGAUCUCCGAUUUUCUAGGAUAUGGCUGAAGCGUGCUGCAGAUUGUGGUCAUAGAAAAGCACAAUUUGAGCAUGGCCUUGAACUCUUUUCUUCAGGAGACACCAUGAAGGCACUGGUCUAUGUUGAACUAGCUGUGAGAGCUGGAGAGACAGCUGCAUCACAUAUCAGGGAUGUGAUUGUUGAGGCUCUGUCGCAACCCUUACGGGAUCGUGCGAUGACCUCCGUCAACAGAUGGAGGCCGCAGCCCUUCAAUCGGUAAAAUUGUGAAGAAUGUAGCCUCUGCAAUUCAUGCAGCGGUGACAUGAAUCUGCUACCAUUAUUUCUGUCAGCAGUGAGAAGAAAACAAGAAGCUUCCAGAUGCAAAGGUAGUUUCAUAAUGCAAAUUGCAUUUAGUUGAACUCAGACAAAAGGAAACAAAGAACAGAAGUUUAUUGUAUGCCAUGUGGCUGGCUGGUUAACCAGAAACUACAAUGCUAUGUGUUUAAUGGACCUUCUGGCAAAAGCUGCGAAGGAGCCAUUUUGCAGCACAAGAAAUUCGGCAUUUGGUAGAUUAAAUGGGGUGCGUCUGGAAAUUUUUGAGGACUAUAUUAGAUAUGAAUUGUAUUUUGUAUGUAUGUAUGUGUAUACAUACUGGUAAAGUUUCUGUAGAAGAAUGCUUUUGAUGCGUGGUUUGAUUUGUUUUUAUGAAA